Staurois parvus is the source of this 468-nucleotide messenger RNA. The record is from the annotation of a GenBank genome assembly. Lineage: Eukaryota; Metazoa; Chordata; Amphibia; Anura; Ranidae.
CCAGCAGUGCCACCCGCAAGUUCCGCCCACCUGUGCCCAGCAGUGCGCCCACUAGCUCCGCCCACCUGUGCCCAGCAGAUCACCCACCUGUGCCCAGCAGUGCACCCACCUGUGCCACUCUGCAGUGUCACACACCUGUGCCCAGAAGUGCCACCUACCUGUGCCCAGAAGUGCCACCCACCUGUGCCCACCCACCAGUGCCGCCCACCAGUGCCGCCCACCAGUGCCGCCCAUCAGUGCCCAGCAGUGAUGCCAGUCAGUGCCGUCUAUCAGUACCCCAUCAUCAUCAGUGUCACCUAUCAGUGCUGCAUAUUAGUGCCGCCUAUCCGUGACACCUCAUUAGUGCUAUCUAUCAGUGCCGCCUAUCCGUGCCACCUCAUUAGUACUGCCUAUCAGUGCCGCCUAUCAGUGCCCAUCAGUGCUGCCUCAUCAACGCACAUCAGUGAAGGAGAAAAAAUACCUGUUUGA